GUGGGUAUUCCUGCCAGUUCCUGCAGAUCAUUGGUCGUGUUGGACGCCAGUCAUCCAAUCAUCGUCCGAGUCGCGGUGACGGAGAAGGAAGCAGCGAGCCUCCAGUUGGUGUUUCAUUCAAGGGAUAAGAAAAAAAGAGGCGAAUUGUCCGGCCGCGGGCUGCAGACCGAAACACAAACAUCACCGUCUAAAGGUGAUUGUGCUGUGGUCGACCGCGCUCCGAAUUCAGGAUCCCUCCGUCAGCCUCCUGCCUGCUCCCAUCCCAUCACAGUCAGGAUGAUACACAGUCUGUUCCUGGUCAACUCCUCGGGUGACAUCUUCCUGGAGAAGCACUGGAAGAGCGUGGUGAGCCGCUCCGUGUGCGACUACUUUUUCGAGGCUCAGGAGCGAGCGAGUGAGCCGGAGAACGUGCCUCCUGUUAUCCCCACGCCCCACCACUACCUCAUCAGCGUGCUGCGACAUCGCAUCUACUUCGUCGCUGUCAUCCAGAGCGAGGUGCCGCCGCUCUUCGUCAUCGAGUUCCUGCACAGGGUGGUUGAUACCUUCCAGGACUAUUUUGGGGUUUGCACAGAGGCAGCCAUUAAGGACAACGUGGUGGUGGUCUACGAGCUGCUGGAGGAGAUGCUGGACAAUGGCUUCCCACUGGCCACCGAGUCCAACAUACUGAAGGAGCUCAUCAAGCCACCUACCAUCCUUCGUACCGUGGUCAACACCAUCACAGGCAGCACCAACGUGGGAGAGCAGCUGCCGACUGGACAGCUGUCUGUGGUGCCCUGGCGACGCACCGGCGUGAAGUACACCAACAAUGAGGCAUACUUUGACGUUGUGGAAGAGAUCGACGCCAUCAUUGACAAGUCAGGUUCCACCAUCACAGCAGAGAUCCAGGGCGUCAUCGAUGCCUGUGUGAAGCUGACAGGAAUGCCAGACCUCACGCUCUCCUUCAUGAACCCGCGGCUCCUGGAUGAUGUCAGCUUCCACCCUUGCGUGCGGUUCAAACGCUGGGAGGCCGAGCGCAUCUUGUCCUUCAUCCCCCCUGAUGGGAACUUCCGAUUGCUGUCCUACCAUGUUAGCUCGCAGAACCUUGUGGCCAUUCCUGUGUACGUCAAACACAACAUCACUUUCCGAGAGGGCAGCAGCCAGGGCCGGUUCGAGCUGACCCUGGGCCCCAAGCAGACCAUGGGCAAGGCUGUGGAAUCGGUGUUGGUGAACAGCCAGCUGCCCCGUGGGGUCCUCAACGUCAACCUCAACCCUUCUCAGGGUACCUACACCUUCGACCCUGUCACCAAGCUGCUGUCAUGGGAUCUGGGGAAGAUCAAUCCCCAGAAGCUUCCCAGCUUAAAGGGAUCCAUGAGCCUGCAGGCUGGGGCCUGCAAACCCGACGAGAACCCCACCAUCAACAUCCAGUUCAAGAUUCAGCAGAUGGCCAUCUCAGGUCUGAAGGUGAAUCGGUUGGACAUGUAUGGGGAGAAGUACAAACCCUUCAAAGGUAUCAAGUACAUGACCAAGGCGGGCAAGUUCCAAGUCCGGACGUAGAGUCCAAGCCUCAUGACACUGGAGACCCCAAACCGGCACCGGGGUGGGAGGUGGGGGGUGGGGGCUGAUUUCUCAUGUCUCGGGGUCAGUUGAUUGUGUUAAUGGAAGGAUGGGUGACACGACACACAGACAUUUUACAUGAAGCAGUUUGAGCAGCCAGAUGUGUGACGAUAAGUUUGUCCAAGUAACACUACAUUUAAAUGCUGAUGUCAGACCGGAACCGGACCACUCUGGCCUCCCUGCUCUUCCAAGGUCUCGCUUCUGUUGCUCCAUCUUACUUAGGAUUGUUCCUGUUUGUUUCUGUCACUUAACACCUUGUCUCCAUCUCCUGUCUUUAUUUGAGCCUCCCAGUCUCCGUCCUUCAUCAGAGCCCCCAUGCACAGUACAGUGUCCAACACCCCCCCCCCAGCACCACCACAACUUCCGUUACUUAUUCCUGUCUCCCACACUUGAUAAAAUCCCAGUGUUCGUCUCCCACACUCGGGUCCGGUGCCUUGGCCCAAAGCCAGUUGUUUAUUUUCCUCUUCCCUUUAAAGCUCACAGGACUUAAACAACAUUUCCACCCAAUAAAAUGCAGCAUGACUCUUUGCUCUUCCCCAAUCAGUCAUUUGACCCUCCCUGCUUCUGAGUCCAUAAACCCAGCUCCAGUCCCAUGCAGGUUGGGCAAUCGACAUGCCCGAAUGGGGACCAGUGAAGUUGGCACCAUUCCUACGGUUUUGAUUCACGUUUCCGUUUCCCCGGUUGGACCCUCUGUUAUUUAUUGCGUGAUGAUGUACCUGGGCGGCACGUGUGCUGUAGCGUUUUCGUUUGUGUCCCCGUGUGUUUCUCCCAUCGGUCCUAGCAUAGGUUUACAGUGCUGUGACAAUAAAACAUGGUAAAUGAG
Brienomyrus brachyistius is the source of this 2416-nucleotide messenger RNA. It is a transcript of the gene ap3m2, whose product is annotated as adaptor related protein complex 3 subunit mu 2. The transcript is spliced from 9 exons. The record is from RefSeq and is a predicted model, not a curated record. Gene Ontology annotation, cellular component: clathrin adaptor complex; cytoplasmic vesicle. Gene Ontology annotation, biological process: endocytosis; intracellular protein transport. The coding region runs from base 277 to 1533 and encodes 418 amino acids. NCBI's taxonomy places the organism in Eukaryota, Metazoa, Chordata, Actinopteri, Osteoglossiformes, Mormyridae.